Branchiostoma floridae (Florida lancelet) is the source of this 875-nucleotide messenger RNA. RefSeq lists its product as uncharacterized. The transcript is spliced from 3 exons. Bases 45 to 863 code for a protein of 272 amino acids. The record is from RefSeq and is a predicted model, not a curated record. NCBI's taxonomy places the organism in Eukaryota, Metazoa, Chordata, Leptocardii, Amphioxiformes, Branchiostomatidae.
UACAGGUAUGGCGAGGUUACGGAGGAAACCUGUACUUCGAGCCGAUGGCAUGUCAGACCAAGCCGUACUCGGAUCCUGACGAGAGGCCGAGCCAUCGAGGGGAGACCGACAGCGCGAAGGGUCUGGCCAAGCCUGCCCGGCUGAGUACCGCCCUGAGCAGCCGGACCUCCAAGUCCAGCGGGAGCCACACCACCUCCAGCUCUGAGCACAGUGCCAGGUCCGAGCCUGUGAGCGACAGGAGCCGGGGACAGCGCACCUUUCCCCUCACCUGCGUCAAACUGGACAAGACGGUCGUCUUAAACCGGAACAACUCCUCCUUACAGGAGGAUCUCAGCAACAUCGCCGGGAUAGAGGCGGUGGGCAGCUUGAGAAUCAGCUACCCGAAACACAACAAUAAAAAACAAACCCCGUCAACUCCACCCUCUAGAGAGAGGCACAGCAAGUCAGCUAAGAUCUGUAAAGGGUUAACUUCGCGGACGAGAAACUCUUUAAACAACAAGAGCGGAGGUUUCCGUGGCCUCGCUGUAGAAGGGGAGACGAGGUCGCCCAAAACGUCGCCACGGAACCAAGUGUUCGGCGACAAUACUAGCUACAUGAGGACCCGAUUCAGUGAUCCUGUGGCCAGAAAUGUAGACACGAGUCUUUCGUACGCAAGAAGCGUGAAGACGCCAUGUGGGACACCUGUGACACCUGAGUUGUACGGGUACAACAACGACAGAUUACCGCCAUUGGAGCUGGUCCAGGCCAGUGUGCGCAGGCGCAGGGAUCAGAGCCCGGAUGUGGUGAUCCCGUCCGUGCGCAUGCGCGAUGGGAGAACCUCUACAGCGAGCUUUGAGACAUUUUCUACUGUAGGAAAUGAAUGAACAAAAACAGCC